Messenger RNA from Trichosurus vulpecula (common brushtail), 501 nucleotides. RefSeq names its product phospholipase A2 group IB (gene PLA2G1B). The record is from RefSeq and is a predicted model, not a curated record. Lineage: Eukaryota; Metazoa; Chordata; Mammalia; Diprotodontia; Phalangeridae. Bases 1 to 501 code for a protein of 166 amino acids. Gene Ontology annotation, molecular function: phospholipid binding; signaling receptor binding; calcium ion binding. The transcript has 4 exons. Gene Ontology annotation, biological process: positive regulation of fibroblast proliferation; arachidonate secretion; phospholipid metabolic process.
AUGGCAGCCUGUUCUUCACUUUUGUUCACCUUCCCUGAGAACAGAAUGCAUCCCCUCCUCCUGGCCGUCUUCUUGGCAGUGGGCACCGCUGUUGAUGGUGUCAGCAUCCGAGCAGUGUGGCAGUUUCGAAGUCUGAUCAAGUGCGUCAUUCCAGACAGUUAUCCCCUGCUGGAGUACAACAAUUAUGGUUGCUACUGUGGCCUUGGCGGGAGUGGAACCCCUGUAGAUGAGCUUGACCAGUGCUGCCAGGUGCAUGACUCGUGCUAUUCAGAGGCCCAGAAACUUUCUAGUUGCAAGUGGCUCCUGGACAACCCCUACACCAACACUUAUUCCUACAGCUGUUCUGGGAAUGAGAUCACCUGCAGCAGCAAAAAUGAUGAGUGUGAGGCCUUCAUCUGUGACUGUGACCGAAAUGCUGCCAUCUGCUUUUCCAAGGCACCGUACAACUCAGAUCACAAGAACUUGAACAAAAAUAAAUACUGUACUGCUGAAAAGAAAUAA